Helianthus annuus (common sunflower) is the source of this 729-nucleotide messenger RNA. Its product is annotated as protein FAR1-RELATED SEQUENCE 5-like. The transcript has a single exon. The coding region runs from base 1 to 729 and encodes 242 amino acids. The record is from RefSeq and is a predicted model, not a curated record. Gene Ontology annotation, biological process: regulation of DNA-templated transcription. NCBI's taxonomy places the organism in Eukaryota, Viridiplantae, Streptophyta, Magnoliopsida, Asterales, Asteraceae.
AUGACGCUUGAUACGGUGAAUAAUGCAUUCCUCUUUUAUCAGAAGUAUGCAAUGGCUUCAGGCUUCACUGCCAGGAAGUCUUCUCAAUACACGCCUCAUGGUGUUAUAAAAUCUAAAUGGUUCGUUUGCUUAAAGGAGGGGACUAAACCUUUUAAGGCGAUCGAUACAUCUAAAGAAAUUGACACCUCAAAUAAUAGGUCAAAGAGGAAAUCCAUUCGACGUGUUCCUUCUAUAAGGACGGGUUGCAAAUCACGUAUGUGUGUGAAGUUAAAUGCUUCGAAUCUAUACGAGGUAUAUUCUUUCAAGGAGGCCCAUAAUCACUAUUUUAUUGUUGUGGAAGAUAGGCAUUUACUUCUCGCUAACCGAGGUAUGAACUAUAUGCAAGAGCAAGCCGUUAACGCGUUGAGCGCCUUGAACAUUGGACCGGUCAAAGCGUUUAAUAUCAUGAGGACACUAUAUGGUAGGUUUGACAAGGUUGGGACAACCAAAAACGAUUUUAAAAAUUUUAAGCGAGACCUGAACAUGUAUAUAUCUGGGUUUGACGCUGAUAUGAUGAUUAAACGGAUAUUGAGGAAGAAAGAGUACAUGCCAAACUUUUCAAUGGAGUAUAUAACCACAGAAGAUGGGGUUUUAAGGGCGUUGUUUUGGGCCGAUGAAGAUGCCAAAAGGAAAUUUUCGGUGUUUGGUGACGUUGUUUCAUUUGAUGCCACAUAUUGUCGUAACAAGUAA